Alternaria rosae is the source of this 1084-nucleotide messenger RNA. RefSeq names its product ribonuclease P/MRP 30 subunit. The transcript has 3 exons. Gene Ontology annotation, biological process: tRNA processing. Bases 246 to 995 code for a protein of 249 amino acids. Gene Ontology annotation, molecular function: RNA binding. The record is from RefSeq and is a predicted model, not a curated record. Gene Ontology annotation, cellular component: nucleolar ribonuclease P complex. Lineage: Eukaryota; Fungi; Ascomycota; Dothideomycetes; Pleosporales; Pleosporaceae.
AAUUAUUUAUCUUGCGCUGCCGCACUUCCCCCUCAACCCCUGCAGUAAUCAUUCUAGCUAUUGCAGCCAUGUUCCACGACCUUAAUGUGCCCUGGACGGACGCGACGCGCGAGCUGCAGCGCACAGUAGCGUUUCUCGACGAAUGAUACGACGUUGUUGCUCUCACGCACACCUAUUCGGGAAAACUGCCGACUGAUAUAAGUUCACCUGUACCCACAAAACUCCCCUUUCCAGUUCCUCCGCGCAUGCGCAUUGUACGACGCUGCAACAUCUUCCUGACCGACUCGGCCUCCAACUUCCGCAUACCCCAACUCCAGCAGCAAUAUGACCUCGUGGCUGCGCGACCGACCGACGAUCGCACCCUCCAGCAAGCAUGUCAGAGUCUGGACGUAGACAUAAUUUCACUCGACCUGACUAGGCGGUUCGAGUCCCACUUCAAGUUCCCUACGCUGGGGACAGCUAUAUCCCGUGGUAUUAAGAUUGAGAUAUGCUACAGCCAGGGUAUCAUGUCAAGCGAUCCCGCCGCAAAGCGCAACCUGAUUAGCAAUGCGACACAGCUCAUACGCGUGACCCGCGGUCGGGGCCUCAUCUUUAGUUCAGAAGCGAAGAGCGUGCUAGGCAUACGCGCACCAAGCGAUGUCAUCAACCUGGCUUCUGUUUGGGGACUCGGCACAGAGAGAGGGAAAGACGGUCUUACAAAGGAGCCCAGGAGCGUAGUCGAGUAUGCGCGACUGAAGCGCCAGAGCUUCAAGGGCAUCAUAGAUAUUGUCUAUGGUGGUGAGAAACCAGCGCAGAGCUCUGCGGCCGGGGGCAAAGACAAACAAGGCCACAAGGGGAAAGCAAACAAGAACCAGAACGGCAAGCGGCCAGGCGAGAGCUUAGAGGGCACUCCCCUGCACGAGACCAAGGCGGAAAAGCCAAUCUCGAAGCGCCAGCAAGCCAAGAACAAAAAGGCAAAAGUACAGGAGGGAGGUGAAGAAGUGACAGGAUCUUGAAGAAGGAGCAUUAUGACUCUAUCCAAACAGACGGCAGAUGAUACCCAUAGACACGAGCAGCAAUGCACAAGAACAGUCAUACCCACACC